AUGGCGGCUGAAGGUUCAGCUGAAGGUUUCCAUGCUCAGGCUUCUCAUACAUUUGAAAGCGAUCCUCCAUCAUUUCUUUCUUUGUUUAUUUCUCCCGUGCAGAGAGGAAUCCCCAUUGGGCAAUUCUGCAAGGAGUUCAACGAGAGAACCAAGGAGAUGAAGGAGGGCAUCCCGCUCCCCAUCAGGAUCAACGUGAAGCCUGACCGAACGUAUGAGCUUCGGAUCGGCAGGCCCACGGUGUCGUACUUCCUGAAGCAGGCAGCGGGGAUUGAGAAAGGCGCGGGACAGACGGAAGGUAGUGUACAGCGGGUAAAACAAAAAGAAGCCCCCAGGAAGAGCGCCAGCUGCUGA
Notothenia coriiceps (black rockcod) is the source of this 351-nucleotide messenger RNA. Its product is annotated as 39S ribosomal protein L11, mitochondrial-like. Gene Ontology annotation, molecular function: structural constituent of ribosome; large ribosomal subunit rRNA binding. Gene Ontology annotation, cellular component: mitochondrial large ribosomal subunit; ribosome. The coding region runs from base 1 to 351 and encodes 116 amino acids. Gene Ontology annotation, biological process: translation. The transcript is spliced from 4 exons. The record is from RefSeq and is a predicted model, not a curated record. NCBI's taxonomy places the organism in Eukaryota, Metazoa, Chordata, Actinopteri, Perciformes, Nototheniidae.